CUCCACUUUGUUAACCAUUGGCUCACACCUUAUGCUCGUGAAUGACUUUUACAACCGCCCAAGUUUUAUUAGUUAACCUAAUUUAUAGAUAAUUUUCCCUCCGAUUUCACUUUCCCCUGUUCCCUCUCCUCGGCCGGCGAUUUCAGCCGGUUCAUCAUCUUUCUCACACACACUUGGACAAAGCCAAACCACCGACAGUCCGCCACCGUCGCCGCCGUUCCACCUCCUCCGCCAUAUCUCUCGCCACCAGUCACUUGUUGACAGUAAGUUCAUGGACCUUUUAGAUGAUAUUUUUGCUGGUGGUGCUUCAAAGACUGUCAAGGCUGGCGGCAAGUUUCAACCCAAGGCGAAGCCUCGUCCAUUGAAAAAAGGUCCAGCUGUUGCGUCCUCAGCUGUUUCUUUGACGUCAAAACCCACCGGUGAUACUGUAGCAACUGAUUCCUUUGAGGCUCUUAAGACUGCAAAGAAUUCUCAAAAUUGCUAUGAACAAAACUAUGUGUCAGCAGAACCUUCCUUGGAGCAUCCUCUUAAGGCGGAAACUUUGGGUCCAUCUGUUGGUUCAAGUCUAGAUGCAAGUAUGGUAAUGACCGAUACCAAUGAAGAUUGGAAAUCUUGCUUUGAAAAAUCUGAGGGAGAGAAUGCAGACAUAUAUAUAGGUCUGGAUUCGUUUGAUGAUUUACUUCCUCACUCAAGCGGCAUAGAGAGUUCUACUCCUGCUACAGAUCCAUCUGCUGUUCAUGUUGCUGGUGCAGAGAAGCGACAAGAACAGUUUUUAGAUCCAGCUUCUUCAGUUGACGAUUCAGCUCCUAGUGCCUCCCAUCUUCAAUCUGAUGAAGUUGCAGCAGCCCAAGAUCCUUCAACUUUCCAAGGAAGUGUUCUUCCUGUUAGUGGAAGUUGUCAGAUGGAGAUGGACCCCUAUCCUUCCCUGGAAUCUGAUAUCCUUGGGGUAACUACUAUAUCUGGGCAGAGUAGAAAAUUCCAACCCAAGCCCAAGCUACGAGUGUACAGAGAGAGAUAUGAUACAAUCAUUCCUGAUUCAGAUGUAGGCGAAUCUGUGUCAAGUCAGCCAGAUUCACACUACGUUCAUUCUGAAAUGGGUUUUGUGGAUAAUGGGAAGGAACAUGAAUUACCUGCUGCCGUUGUCCUUGAUUCCUUAGCCAGAGGAUUUGAUAACAAUAUUAUUACAGAAUCUGCGCAUGAAUUUUCUGUGCAUGAAGAAUAUGUUGUGGAGGCCUCUCUUCCGGAUUCUGGCAUCCCAGCAAAACACUCUGAGGCUACUGUUCAGAUGCCUGAGGAACCUGUAUCUCAGAGGCCAAAGACUAAAAAACAAAAAGUACGUGCAUCUAAUCUUUCUGCAAUUAGCGAAGAGAACAGAGAGAGUAGAUCAUUAAGGAGUAGAAGAAAGUCUGUGAAUGCAAAUAGACUAGUAGAUGAGUCCGAAGAAGUAAUUGAUGAUGGGGAAUAUGUGCCUGAACAUCCUAAUGAUUCUGUUACAAAUGGGAAUGAUGAUGAUGAUGUUCAGGUGGAAAAUGACUCACAAGGGGAAACGACACUGAAGAGGUCCAAGAAAACAGUUACUAAGGAAGGAAAACGAGUUAGGAAGAGUAAAAAGACCGCCGAAGCAUCUGAUCAGGUAGCCAACAAGAAGCCUAAAAAGUUUUCUCAUUCCACUCGUCAAAAUAGGAGAACAGUGGACAAAACUUUGCUUGAGGCUCCUGAGGAUGAGAUUGACUAUUCAAAGGUGCCUAUUAAGGAUCUAAUUUUAUUAGCUGAGCACAAAGAGCGGUUGGCGAAAAAAGAUCCAGCAGCGUCACAGAUACCUACUACAGAUCAGAGUGUUGGUGCUUCUUUGUCUAAUUAUGAUGAUGAUGAGACCUAUGCUGUAGAUGAAGAUGGGGAAGCUAAUGAUCAUAAUAAAAGCCCUAGGGGUGAAGAUACUUCUGCCUACUUCAAUUAUCAGACUUACAUGGACAAAACCCCCCGCACAAGGUGGUCAAAACAGGACACAGAACUUUUCUAUGAGGCUGUGCAGCAAUUUGGGACAGACUUAUCCCUGAUACAACAACUUUUUCCUGGCCGGACACGUAGACAGCUAAAGCUAAAAUACAAGAAAGAAGAGCGGAAAAAUCCAUUUAUGCUUCAUGAUGCUCUAACAAAUCGUUCCAAAGAUCAUUCCCACUUUGAACGGGUAAUUGAGCAAUUAAAGCAAAUUGAAGCUGAGGAAUUGCAGUAUGCUGAUAAAGAUGAGUCAAUUGGCUUGACAGGAGAGGAGGAAAUGGAGGGGACUCAGGAGGUCAAUGAAGGAGAGGCAAUGUCUGAAAAACAACAUACGCAGGAGGAAGAAGCAAUGCCUGAACAUGUUGAUGAAAAAGAAGUUGAAGCAGUGGGGCAAGAUGUUCCAGGAAUUGAGAGUCCAGUGAAGGAGGACUAUGAUAGUGAAGACGAUUUCUUGAAAUGGAGUCAGUAUACGAGUGAAGUGUGAAUGUUAACUUAGUUUCAGUAUAAGGAUCUUAUCUCUUCUGUUUAUUCCUUUUUGAACUCCUGCGAGUACUAUGGUAGUUGAGAGAAUCAUGUCGAAGGAAUAUAGCAAAAGGCAAGUGUUCAAUGUUAUAUGUGUUGACUAUGUAAAGAAAGUUUGUCAAAAUUAUGUUGGUUGGCUUGAUAGUGUAAAAAUUCUUCAUACCAUUUGUUAUUAGUAUUCUCUCAUUUUUACGAGCGAA
This is a messenger RNA of Capsicum annuum, 2720 nucleotides long. Its product is annotated as transcription factor TFIIIB component B''. The transcript has 15 exons. Gene Ontology annotation, biological process: RNA polymerase III preinitiation complex assembly. Lineage: Eukaryota; Viridiplantae; Streptophyta; Magnoliopsida; Solanales; Solanaceae. Gene Ontology annotation, cellular component: transcription factor TFIIIB complex. The coding region runs from base 272 to 2482 and encodes 736 amino acids. The record is from RefSeq and is a predicted model, not a curated record. Gene Ontology annotation, molecular function: TFIIIC-class transcription factor complex binding.